CGAAAUGAAGAAAUUUCAUCGUUUUUUCUUUUUAGGGUACUUAGAAAAAGUAAAUUUUUUAUUUUGUUAAACGAAAAUCUUGCAAUAAAAGCAUUAAAACGUACUUUAUUUUUCAUAUUUGAAAAAGUGUAUAUGGUACAUAUACCCGCACUGUGAGUGUAUAUUAAUUUAUAAUGAAUUUACACAUCCACACUCAUUCACUCACACGUACAUACACAUAUUGCGUUAUUUUUGUCAAGUCAUGGGCUACGAUAGUAUCGUAUUUUCAAUUAAGUUUGGUUGCAAUAUUGAUUACAAUCAUAAAAUGGGAAAGGAGUAACUGAAGUUUAAAAUUGAUAUAAUUAAUAUAUAGAUAGAUUAUUCCAAGUUUUAUGAUACGUGUUUGAUUUUUUACUAGUGCCAUUUAAAAGUUUGAACAGAACAUUGCGAUUAAAAUAUCUUUUUAUUGUUCAAGUUAACGAGUUUUAUAACUAUAUGCCUUAAUUGCGCGUUUUUCGAUCAUUCACAGAGAUACAUCAUUCUGGCGGCGAAUUUGUUAAAUCAAUAUUAGUCUGUUAUCCUCUAUAAGCCUCGGAGAACGGCAGGCGUCUAUUAAUUUGAUAUAUAGACAGACGCAAUUCAGUUUUAGCAUAGAAUCUACAACAGUUAAUGGAAUUUUGAGUAGAGAUGUGUCUCUGCCUUGGACCAUUCAAAUCGGGCAAAACUCUUCUAAUGAAAAGUCUCCAAGGAGACGAAAUCGACGAUGCAACUCAUACUGUGCCUACCAAUGGAGUAAAUAUAUAUACUGUAAAAAAUGAUACUGGCGAAUUCGAUAUGGUGAUUAAAGAAAUAGGCGGAAAUAUGGCACCGAUAUGGAAGCAUUAUUUUGAUAAGAUUCAUAAAAUAAUCUACGUGGUGGAUACCAGUAAUCUUUGCCAAAUAAGUGCUGCUGGCGUGCUGCUCUAUUCUUUCCUCGUGGAGCCGAGAUUGCGGCACGUGAAAGUUGCGCUCAUCUUGAACAAGAUGGACGUUUCGUAUCGUCAGAUGAGAAACGAGGCUUUGCUGAUGCUGCAAUAUGCGCGUUUACAAAAGGAAGUAACGCAGAGAAUCACAGUGCUGGAAACCAGUGGCAUGACAGGCCAGGGAGUAGACAGUUUACGCAGCUGGCUGUUUGACCCAGAGACGCUGCAGGCCACACUCAGGGCUAAUAAAUAGACGGAGAUUACG
Messenger RNA from Vollenhovia emeryi, 1206 nucleotides. Its product is annotated as ADP-ribosylation factor-like protein 16. Gene Ontology annotation, molecular function: GTPase activity; GTP binding. The transcript is spliced from 2 exons. The record is from RefSeq and is a predicted model, not a curated record. The coding region runs from base 667 to 1194 and encodes 175 amino acids. Lineage: Eukaryota; Metazoa; Arthropoda; Insecta; Hymenoptera; Formicidae.